Dreissena polymorpha is the source of this 987-nucleotide messenger RNA. RefSeq names its product calmodulin-A-like. The record is from RefSeq and is a predicted model, not a curated record. Gene Ontology annotation, molecular function: enzyme regulator activity; calcium ion binding. The transcript has 6 exons. The coding region runs from base 162 to 620 and encodes 152 amino acids. Lineage: Eukaryota; Metazoa; Mollusca; Bivalvia; Myida; Dreissenidae.
AUGCUUUAAAUAGUUUAAAACAUUGUGCAAAGAUUGGCUUUGUUGCGUUCUGUAUACACUCAUUUUGAAUUUCUUCUGUAACCGAAGUUUUUAUGGAUAUUUAUAGGAUGGCAUAUGUAGUUUAAUGAAAACAACAUUAAUGGAAUAAAGACCUUAUUUAAAUGGCCGACACCCUAACUGAAGACCAGAUUACCGAGUUCCGGGAGGCUUUCUCGCUGUUCGACAAGGAUGAAGAUGGUACGAUCACCACACAGGAGCUUGGAACUGUGAUGAGGUCCUUGGGUCAGAACCCCACCGAUAAUGAGCUCAAGGACAUGAUCAACGAGGUCGAUAUUGAUGGCAACGGCACCAUCGACUUCGCGGAGUUUCUGACCAUGAUGGCCAAUAAGAUGAAGGACAGUGACCAGGAAGAGGAGAUGAGAGAAGCGUUUAGGGUGUUCGACAAGGACGGUAACGGCUACAUCAGCGCGGCGGAACUUCACCACGUGAUGUCCAACCUCGGCGAGAAACUGACCAAUGAGGAAGUGGACGAAAUGAUUAAAGAGGCCGACCUUGAUGGGGACGGACAGGUCAAUUAUGAAGAGUUUGUCCACAUGAUGCAGGGUAGCGCCAAAAAAUAACAGUUCGAGGCUGUGCAGUAUUGCCAGCUCAACAGUUGUCAUCGUCAUAAUCGUACAUGAUUGUAAUAUUUAAAACAGCGUAAUGCCGGCCACCAAGGUCUGUAGAAUAUUCGUUAGCAAUGUUUCGCUAAACGUCAUAUAUCAACCUUAAUGUUACAUAAUGUAAAGAUAUUUGCAUUGUAGAAAUGUGAUAUUCAACUUGUACACUUGUCGUGUUUGUGUGUUAAUGGUCAACUAGACGGUUGGUAGAAUGCAACCAACAUCAAUUUAAGUGACACUUUCGCGAUUAUAUUUAUUCUUUUGUGAUAGUAUAAACUAAGUUAUAUUUUGUAUAUUUAAUUUAGAAUAAAAAUUAAAGUGUCAAGAA